AUUACGAGUAAAGGCAUUUUAAACGCCAUUGUCGUUGUCUGUACCGUGCUGCAGUACAAUCUGUUUUAUAGAACGCGCGCCCGUACGCGCGAUCGUAAAAAAUCGGCAACUAUGCGCCUAGCGUACGCGCACGUUUUCUAAUUAGUCGGUGUCUGGCACUGCAACGAGAGAUGUCGGCGAAUGAUUCUAACGAGCUGAACGCGGUGAUGACGACGUCCACGACGGCGGCGUCUGCGGGGGCUGCAACAGCCACGACGGCCACGACGGCCACGACGGUCACGACGGCCACGACGGCUACGUCGGCUACAACGGCUACGACGGCCACGACGGCGACCGAGCCAAUUAUAUUAACUCAGCUGUCGUGACUGCAGUAGGAAGAGGAAGAGGGAGAGGGAGAGAAAGAGGCAGAAGCAGCGGCGAAGACAGAGGAAGAGGCAGAGAUGGUAGAAGGGGAAGAGGCAGAGGUGAAUGGAGAGGAAGAGGCAGAGGUGAAAGAAGGGGAAGAGGCAGAUACGAUACAUUUGGUAUCAACAUUUUUCUAUAU
Molecule: messenger RNA, 544 nt
Organism: Harpegnathos saltator (Jerdon's jumping ant)
Lineage: Eukaryota; Metazoa; Arthropoda; Insecta; Hymenoptera; Formicidae
Product: required for respiratory growth protein 9, mitochondrial-like
Exons: 3
Coding region: 171-365 (64 amino acids)
Source: RefSeq, a predicted model, not a curated record